AUGGACGAGGAUGCGGCGCUCGCGGAGCUCUGCGUGCUCACUGGUCUCGAGCCCUCCUCGGCGCGGCACAUGCUCGCAGCCGCCGGCAACGUCGAGCUGGCGGCAAGCCUGUACUUUGACGGCAGUCCAGGCGCUGUGUCCGAUGCGUCCGACGGUGAAGGAGCAAUCUUUCAGAUCGACGACUUGGAAGCGCCCUCAAUCGAGGAGGCGAGUGUGCGCCAGAACGUGCCGCAGCACGGCCGCGCGGGCCGCGGUCGCCGGCGGCGCGGCCGCGGCAGCGCUUGCGAGUGGGAUGGGGAGGGCCUCGAUCCACUCGACCUCUUUGCGGAGACGGACGAGACGCUGCUGAUAGACAGCAGUCGAACCGCGGGCGGGCGCCGCCGUCGUAACUCACGGCGCGCCGGUGACUCUUCGGACGGGGAGGAGUUGCCGUCGGGAGGCCGCGCAAAGGGCAAAGGCAAAGCCAAGGCGGCGGCGGCGGCGGCGGCGGGCGUGCAGAGCUCCUCAGCCACGAGUGACGCGAUACCCGUUCCGGCGGCAGGCCGGCGGCGCGAGAAGAAGGCGCUGCAGAGCAGCCGGCGCAGGGAGGAGGGCCUGCCACGAGCGGGGAGCUCUCCCCGCGAGGGAGUCGUCUCGCUGGGGGGCGGCUCGCUCUCCGACGGGAGCGACCGCAGCGAGCAACCGCGCAGCGGAGUGCAGUCGCACGCCGGCUGGAGCGCGCCCGCGUCUUCGUCGCCGUCGGGCAGGUCGUCGCGGCGCGGGGCGGCGCCGUCCGCCCUGCUCAGCACGGGCGAGCUGCGCGGCGCUGGGGCGGCGCAGGGCAGCCGAGGCGGCGCUCGCUGCGGCCCCCGCGGCUCGGCCUCGGCCUCGCCCUCCGUGUCGCCCUUCCACACCCCGCUUGCGGCCGAGGCGAGCCCGCCGCCGCCCCUCGCCCUCGAGACGGCUCCUGCGCCGCCCCGCCGGCGCGGAGGCGGAGGCGAGGAGGGCAGCCGCUGCCGGGCCGAGCGCGCGAUCUCGCGGCUUCUGUGGGACCCGACAUACGACGCAGUGCGGGCGGGCCUGCUCGUCGAGUGGGACUCGCAGCAGGACCGCCGCUCCCGCCGCUCCGGCGCGGCCGCCUGGUCUGCGCGGGUGCAGACAGUGCGGUGCGUCACGCCCCUCUCGCUCUUCCUGCAGCUGCAGUCGGGACGCGCCACAGAGGCGGCGGAAGAGGGGCUCCAGGCGGAGGCCAAGGGGGAGGCGGCGGAGGCGGCGGAGGCGGAGGAGGAGGGGGAGGAGGCGGAGGCGGAGGCGGAGGCGGAGGCGGAGGCGGAGGCGGAGGCGCACCACGAGGAGGGCGCGCCGAGCCGCCUUGCGACGCGCCCCGUCUCCAUCCCGGGGACCCCCUCCACCCCGGGGAGUGGCUCGGCGCUGCGCCACUCAUCCCUCCCGUCCAAAAGCAGCUUGAGGUCGUCGCCGACAAGCUACCCUUGCUCGGCGUCGCCCUCUACCUCGCUGCUGUGCGGCCGCUCUCCGGCCUUCUCCCCACUCUCCGAUGCGGCGCCAUGCGACGGCCGCGGCCGAGGCGCAGACAGCAGGGCCGGGCGUCCCCCCUUCCACCUGGUCACGGCGCUGCUCCUGCCGCCCGCGUCCUCCCCCGCCACUGCCGCCGCAGCGCACACCGCUCUGUGGCACGUCGAGUGGAGGACAGACACGCCGCGCAUGCCGCCGGCGCCCCCGCUCGACCAGGGCGGCGGCGCCGGCGCGCCGAGGGCGGCAGCCGACUCGGCGGAGGCGGUCGAGGGCGACGCGUGCGCGCCGACUCCCUUGCCGGAGCUGCCGCUCGACUUGUGGCCGAUGGUGCUCGACGGGUGCCUCGGCCGCGAGCUCUGCGCCCUCGCGGCGACGUGCCGCGACUUGCACGCGGCGGUGGGCGCCUCGCACUCCUUGUGGGCGCGAGAGCACGGCCGCGUUCUCGGCGAGGCGCCGCCGCCCGACCUGAGCACGGCUGCGGUGCGCGCGGUGCUCCGCAGGGCGGAGGCGCGCAUCGCUCCGUGGAUGGCGCCGCCCCCCCUCGCUCUGCUGCAGUCGGGCGCCGCCGCCGCCGCCGCCGCCGACGGAGGCGGUGGCUUCGCUACUGCGCCGGGAGUGCGCGCGGCCAGGUACGACGGCGAGGGACUGCUGAUCUCUGCCGACGGCGGCGCGGUCCACUUGUGGGACUUGAGGCUGCUGCCGGGGCCCGAGGCCGUGGGCGGCUCGGACCUCCUGCGCGCGGGCGGAGGCGACUUGUGGAUGGACCUGCCCCCGAGCGCGCGCCGAGCCUUGGUCGGCUCGAUGCCGCUGCCCGUGCGCGGCACGACGGCGCGGCAGCUGCACCUCGACGGCAGCAAGCUGCUCGUCGGCAUCGACGGCGGCGUGCACUGCGGCACGCCCUUCUCCUGCGCCUCGCAGACGGUCGCGCUGUACGACAUGCGCGCGCUGCGAGGCUCGAGCUGCUCCGCCCCCGCCGCGCGGCCUCUGUGGGAGGCGCGCGUGCCGGGCUCCGCGACGGUGCUGAAUUGCGUCGGCGCGCCCGCGCUCGGCGCCCGCCGCGAUCCGUCGACCCUUGUGCUCGGAACUUGCGCGGGCCUCGUCUUGGUGUGGAACGCGGCGGCGGCGGCCGGCGCCAGCGUCUCCGCCGCCGGAUCACCCGGAGCACCUCGCGAGGCAGGGGCCGAGGCGGCGGCCGUGUUUGGCGGGCCAGACUCGCGCCGCGACCGCUGGCGGUCCGCCGAGAAGGAGGCGGGGCUCGGCGGCGGGCCGACAGACAAGAAGUGGCGCGCAAAGGUGCGGGUGAGAGGCCGGUACCCCAAAACCCAGGGCUUCUCCAACGUCGUCGCUCGCUCACGCUGA
Molecule: messenger RNA, 2871 nt
Organism: Emiliania huxleyi CCMP1516
Lineage: Eukaryota; Haptophyta; Isochrysidales; Noelaerhabdaceae
Exons: 5
Coding region: 1-2871 (956 amino acids)
Molecular function (GO): protein binding
Source: RefSeq, a predicted model, not a curated record